This is a messenger RNA of Aegilops tauschii subsp. strangulata, 712 nucleotides long. RefSeq lists its product as uncharacterized. The record is from RefSeq and is a predicted model, not a curated record. Lineage: Eukaryota; Viridiplantae; Streptophyta; Magnoliopsida; Poales; Poaceae.
UUUCGCGCUGCAGGAGUCGGAGAGCAUCAAUGGCUUCUCUGCCGCAGCCAUUGCCGUACGGCGGCAGCUACUAUCCUUCCACCGGCUCCGUCCGGCACACUGGCAGGCCGGCGCCCGACGAGGGCGGAGGCUCCUUCGGGCCGGUGCUCGUGGUGCUCGCCGUCGUCUCCUUCCUCUCAGCCGCCGCGUGCAUCGCCGGCCGGCUGUGCGGCCGGAGGUCAUCGUCGUCCAGGGGAAAGUCCUCUGCAGAGCAGCAGGGCGCUGCCGAUGCGGAGAAGGGAUUGGAUGCUGCCAAGCACCCGGCGGUUAUGAGGCCCCUGCCGAGCUCCCGCGCUACGGUGCACGACAUGGACGACGAUGACGUUUUCGAGAUCAAGUUCGCGCACGUGAAGCCGCCGCCGGGGUGGGAGAAACACGGCGCCGGUGGCGGUGGCGGUGGCAGGGUGCCAGCGCUGCCUCAGCCGCUGCUCGGCCCGCCCUGGCAGUACGCGGCAGCAGGCUUCAGGUGCGCUCCAGCAAACGGCGCCGGUGUAGCGAGGCAGGCGCAUCCGCCGCAGGUCAGGGGUGUUGGAGAUUCGUGCACUGCUCCUGCGAGGCCAACAAAGUAGAUGAUCGCCGUACGAUGUUUCUCGAUAGUACGUUUCAAUAUACCAUUAAACUACACCGUCCUGUAAUAGUCUGUGAACAUUGAGUUGUGCUUCUAGUUUCGAAA